Molecule: messenger RNA, 895 nt
Organism: Megachile rotundata (alfalfa leafcutting bee)
Lineage: Eukaryota; Metazoa; Arthropoda; Insecta; Hymenoptera; Megachilidae
Product: cytochrome c oxidase subunit 6B1
Cellular component (GO): mitochondrion; respiratory chain complex IV
Source: RefSeq, a predicted model, not a curated record
UAUAGUUCUUAUCAAUUUUACAAAACAAAUUAAUAAGUUCACGCAUUUAACAAUAAUAGAGGGCGCUGGAUUUAUGCAACCUAAUAUGUACAAUACUUAUCCAAUUUCAAAAAUUUGAAUUAUCUUAGCACAAUAAAACUGCGGUAUAAAUAAUUUUAUAUUACAUCAUUCUUUUACAUGCAAAGAUAAAAAUUUAAGAAACAAUGGCCUCGAGUGAUGUAGCAGGCGAAAGUACAGGAAAGAAAAAGAAAAUACUUAUAGAAGUCGAUGAAGACGAUCCAUGUUUAAAGAAAGAUGAAGAAGCACCUGUACCAAAAUUUCAAAUUUUUGUUCCCGGUGAAGAUCCGAGAUUUCAACAACAAAAUCAAACGAUACGCUGUUGGGUAAUGUAUACAGAUUUCUACCGAUGCGAACAUAUUUUAGGGGAGGGAGCAGAUGCGUGCACUUGGUUCAAACACGUCUUCACGUCAAUAUGUCCAAUGAAUUGGAUUCGUAAUUUCGACAGUCUAAGGGAAGGAAAUAAAUUACCCUGGCAUAAAUAUAGAACUCAGGGUAAAUUUCCUGGGAAAACAUACGGAGAAUAAAUUAUUACAUUUUUAAUGAACUUGGAAAAUAAAUAAACUCAUUAUUAGAAAAAAAUAUCAAUCUUUUAUUAUACAGGUACAAGAUUUUUUUAUGAGGUAACUUAUAUAGAAGUACGAAAUGAAUAUUUGUUGCAAUGCCCGACGUUGGCCUGUUGUACGGCUGUCUUCAACAAUCGGUCAACAAUUUCUUCUUUUACUUUUAUAUUAACCACACUAAUUACUUACAGUUUAUAUAUGACACUUUAUAUACAUAUGUAAAAAAUAAACACUUGCAGAAAUUCUUCUUUAAACUUUCGUUAGAAUAGAAGCUU